Chironomus riparius is the source of this 5547-nucleotide messenger RNA. The record is from the annotation of a GenBank genome assembly. Lineage: Eukaryota; Metazoa; Arthropoda; Insecta; Diptera; Chironomidae.
GAUAGAGUAUUAAUGAAUCUUAAUUAACUUUUUCAAAAAGGAUUCUUAGCUAAUUUUUUGUUUUCGACACUUCGGUCUGGCUAUUUUGAUAUCAUAUUCAAUAUUUAGAUACAUUAAAUAAGGUAAAUAAAACAAGUUUCAUCAUUUUCAAAUUCCAGACAAUUAAUUUUCUUUUUUUUAUUACAAUUCUUAAUUUAUCAGAUGCCUAAAAAACCAUCUCGUCCUGUAUCAGCGGAAACAAAGCGAAAACAAAAUAAAGAAAAAGUAGCACAAAUACGAUCUGAUACAAACUACAGAAAUGAAGAAAGGGAACGAGAUAAGGAAGCCAAACGAUGCAAAAGAAGUGAUUCAGCAGUUCGUGCAAGCGAACAAGCGCAAGACACAGCUGCUCGACAAGUUCGAAGAAGUAAUCCAACAGUUCGUGCAAAUGAACAAGCACAAGACACAGCUGCUCGACAAAUUCGAAGAAGUAAUCCAACAGUUCGUGCAAAUGAACAAGCACAAGACACAGCUGCUCGACAAAUUCGAAGAAGUAAUCCAACAGUUCGUGCAAAUGAACAAGCACAAGACACAGCUGCUCGACAAAUUCGAAGAAGUAAUCCAACAGUUCGUGCAAGCGAACAAGCGCAAGACACAGCUGCUCGACAAGUUCGAAGAAGUAAUCCAACAGUUCGUGCAAAUGAACAAGCACAAGACACAGCUGCUCGACAAAUCCGGAGAAACGAUCCAACAGUUCGUGCAAAUGAACAAGCACAAAAUACAGCUGCUCGACAGGUCCGAAGAAACGAUCCAGCAGUUCGGGCAAGUGAACAAGCACAAGACACAGCUGCUCGACAGGUCCGAAGAAACGAUCCAGCAGUUCGUGCAAGUGAACAAGUACAAGACACAGCUGCUCGACGCGUAAAGCGAAAUCAAAUUUUAUCGUGGAUUGAAGUCAUGGAGCAAUACUUUGAAUGCAUCAAGGAAGGUCCAACAUACAACUGUUACAGCUGUGAUCGUCUCUGGUUCAAAAAACUUAAAAAUUGUGGAUGUACUGAUACAUUCAUUGAGGAAGUUUUGCUGGAAGAAUUUGUGAAUGAAAAAGUUUAUCAGUUUUGUUCAACCUGUUACACAAACAUCAGAGCAAAGAAGUAUCCACGUUUCAACAUAAAUAAAUCACUUUUGGCAUUUCCAAAACUUCCUGAUAUCAUUACAAGUUUAACUCCACUUGAGGAGCGAUUGGUUGCAACAAGAAUCCCUUUUAUGAAAAUAUUCGCUCUUGGUGUUGAUCGUCAAUUCGGACUGAAAAGCGGAGUAAUCAAUAUACCUGUUGAUGUUCCAAAAAUGUUCAAGACGAUCCCCAUCAAACCAGAACAAUCAGGAGUAAUUCAUCUAAAGCUAAAGAGACGAAUUGGAAUGCAGAAUCAUUAUCUAUAUGAGAGAAUUCGUCCAGCAGUUGUUUACGAAGCAGGAAAAAUUCUAGUACAAACACCCUUGUACAUAAAAGAAGGAAUCAAUCUUGAUGAAAGCUGGCAAGUUGGAGCAAAUGACAUUUUCAACUCGGAUUCAAAUGAAGCUCCAAUGGAUGAAGAUACAGAGAACCAAUCAGAUCCAGAAUCAGAGACACAAAGAGCUGAUGAAGAAGUGAACCAACUUUAUGAAGAAACUCUCUUAGAUGCGAACGAAGCAAUUGAAUUUGCUCCAGGUGAAGGACAGAUUCCAGUAUCUAUAUUAACAGAUAUCAAUUGUGAAGAAUUAUCAUUUCCAACAAUUUACUUUGGCCAUGAACGAGUACAUUCACCAAACGUCAAGCUAUCAUAUGAAGACCAUGUAAACAGCGAAAUUCGGCGACGUGAUCGUCGUGCAGUGAGAGCAGAUCAUUUAUUAUUUAUGCACAAGAAGUCACAACUAAAACAGCUAUGCAGCAAUGUUAAUAUUGCUUUGAAGAAAUGUGCACAAUCUUCAAGCGUCACAGCAUCACAAAUUUUAAACUCGAAUUUCGUCGAUGAAAGCAUUUCUAAAGAUAAUGCAUAUAGAUUCCUAACAAAUAUAACUGGAUCUCCUGCAUAUUGGGAGCAACAAAAAAAGAACGUUAUGGCAAUGGUGCGUCAAUUAGGAGUGUUUACAUUAUUCGUCACUCUAUCAGCUGCAGAAACACAUUGGAAAGAGCUAUUACGUAUUCUCAAGAAAACUGUGGAUAAUGAAGAUGAUGCUGAUGUCACAGAAAUGGACUUUGAAGAAAAAUCUCGACUGAUACGAACGGAUCCAGUGACUUGCUCUUUAUAUUUUGAUCACAAAUUUAAAGAAUUAUUUAAAACAUUAAAAAAUACUAACGAAGGACCAUUUGGAAAGUACAAAAUUCUUCAGCAUUAUUAUCGCAUUGAGUUUCAACAUCGCGGAUCACCUCAUGUGCAUAUGAUUUUAUGGCUUAAUGAUGCACCCACUUUUGAUGCUGAUAAACCACAUUUAUUUCAUCACAUUGAAGAAUUUAUAGAUAAUAUAAUAAGUACAAGUUCUGAUGAUCCUAAUGUCCAAGAUUUUGUUAAAUAUCAAUAUCAUAAAUGUUCUCGGACUUGCAAAAAGAAGACGAGAGGAAACACAAGCUGCAGAUUUGGAGCUCCAUUCAUUCCGAUGGACAAAACAAGAAUUCUUCAACCACUGUCAUCUGAUUAUGUUUACAGUAACGGUGAACAAGAUGAAUAUCACACAAUCGUUAAGAAUCUGAAUGAACUUCUUUCGGGUGAUUUAAAUACGAUUGGAACAUUUGAAGAACUGCUUGUAAAACUUAAUUGUGACAGAGACAAAUACAUAAAAACGAUUCGAAGUCAACUUAAAGCAACAAAAAUCUUAAUCAGACGUGCUCCAAAAGAUGCCAGAGUCAAUCCAUAUGCAAGUAAAAUUUUGAUGUUGAUGCAAUCAAACAUCGAUGUACAGUUUGUCUUAGAUCCAUAUGCAUGUAUUGGAUACAUAGUUGAAUAUAUUAACAAACCAAGUCGAGGAAUUUCAAGAUUACUACGUGCAUGUGUUGAGGAGUUUAGAUCUGGAAAUUAUUCAUUGAGAGAGAAAAUCAAAAAACUUUCUUACACAUACUAUAACGGAACUGAAAUUUCUGCUCAAGAAGCAGCUUGGUGUCGUUUAAGACUUCCUAUGUCACAUAGUAGUUCAGUAGUUGAAUUCAUCAAUACAGGACCGAUGAAGACAAGACAUCGAAUAUUGAAGUCGCAAUCUCAGAUUAAGAAGCUCCCAGAAAAUAGUACAGAUGUUUACAAAAAGGGUUCAAUAGACCGAUAUAAGGAACGACCAGAAGCAUUAAAAGAUGUAUGCUUAGCAGACUUCAUUGCUAAAUUUUCAUACAAAGGAAAGAAAUCAAACAACGAAAUUGACAAUGAAAAUGUUGAACAAGACGACCAUUUGGUGGAAUCAAUUGACAAUAAUCAGAACGAAGAAGAUGAAAGUGGAGAAUUCACUGAAGUGUAUGAGGAUGAAAGUGGAGAAUUCACUGAAGUGUAUGAGGUUGAAGGUGGAACAGUAAGAAAGAGAAAGCAAAUUAAAAUCAUCAGAUUCUGCCGUUAUGAUUUUCACAAAGACCCUAACAAUUUCUAUCGCGAAAGAUUAAUGCUGUUCAAACCUUGGCGAGAUGAAUCGUUGGAACUUGAAAAAGAUAACCUGAACCUUGCAGAAAUUUACACACUAAAUAAACAACUAAUAGAGUCAAAUAGUUCUCGAUACAUUAAACUUGACAUAGAUUUAAAUGACAUUGCACGAAACAUUGAAGAAGAACAAGCUCGCGAUGAAGAUGAGUCAAAUGAUCAAAAUGAAGAUCAAGAUCAAGAACAGCAUUUGAAUGUCUAUGAUUUUGACGAUAACAUACUUCAGUCUAAUGAAACGUUUGGAAUAGAAUCAGUGAAUACAACAGAUCAUACAAACUCAAUGGAAAAGAAUAAAAUUACAGUUCCAGAUCUAGUUUCGGAUCAAGAAUAUUAUGAGUUGGUCAACUCUUUAAACACAAAGCAAAAUGAUCAUUUAAUGCAUGUCUUAAAUGCAUUCAAACUAAAUGAAUUGCCAUUGUAUCAUUUUGUAUCGGGUGAAGCAGGCGUUGGCAAGAGCAGACUAAUCAAAGCUGUAUAUCAAACACUUAUGAGGCAUUUCAAUCGUGAACCUGGACCUAUAGAUACUCCAGAAAUUCUUAUAAUUGCAUACACUGGAAAGGCAGCUCACAAUGUCAAUGGAUUAACAGCACAUGCAGCAUUUAGUUUGGUAUUGGUAGAACAGGGAACAAAAAAGUCUGAUAGUCUUUCACCAGAAGUAUUGAAUACACUGAGAGUCAAAUUAAAGAAUCUAAAGCUAAUUAUCAUUGAUGAAAUAUCAAUGAUGGGAAUCACAACAUUUGAAAAAAUCAAUAAAAGAUUGAUGCAAGUAUUCCAGUCAAAAAAGGAGUUUGGAGGUCGAUCCGUCAUCACAUUAGGUGAUUUCCAGCAGCUGCAACCAGUUCGAGACAACUUUGUAUUUGCACGAGGAAAAAAUGAUGUGGAUAGUUUGUUCGGAAAUUCACUUUGGGAUAAAUUUAAACAUUUUGAACUUACUGAAAUUAUGCGUCAAAAAGAUGAUCUAAUUUUCGCACAACUGUUGGGUCGACUAGCAAAAGGUGCAUUGACACAAAGUGACAUUGAUUUAAUUAAUACACGAAUCUUUGUUGAAUAUCCACAUCAAUUGAAACCCGGUGACAAACUCCUGCCAGCGAAAGGAAAAGAUGCUUGCCGACUAAUAUGGCAAAAUAAAGAGGUUGAUUCACACAAUCUUCAAAGAAUUAUGGAACUACGAAGACCUGAAACAGUAAACAUAAGAUUCCGUGCUAUCGAUAACAUCAUCGGUGCUACAUCUGAGACAGACAAAAGACAAGUGCGAUUUAGCUUGCAACAAUUGAGUCAUCGUGAAACACAGGGCCUUGCAACAGAAUUAGUGUUACAAAAAGGAAUUAGAUAUAUGAUUACAUCUAACAUUGACGUCACAGACGGACUAUAUAAUGGAGGUACUGGAGAGCUAAUGUUUAUGGAGUUUAGAAACAGAGAACUAGAUGCUGUUUAUUUAAAAUUUGAUGAUCCCACAAUAGGCAGAAAGGCACGUGCAGCAAGACGUGCAAUUAUGGCUGGAACCUCUGCCAUUGAUGACUCUUGGACGCCCAUCACAAGAAUAAAACUGAAUUUUCGAGUCAAUAAGUGUUCAGCUCAGGUCUUUCGUGAGCAAUAUCCAAUUGUCCCAGCAGAAGCAAUCUCAAUCCACAAGUCCCAAGGAUCAACGUUAGAGAAUGUAACAAUUCUCUUAGUACCACGCAUGUCCAGAUCACUUAUAUAUGUUGCAUGUUCGCGUGCCAAAACGCUGGAUGGACUAUAUUUAAUUGGUAAAUUCAAAUCACCAACUCCACCUCGGGAUGAUCAUCCAGUUGUAUUAGAAAUGAAGCGACUUAGAGAAACAGCUCAGCUUAUUCCAAAAUUUCAGCAUCUUAAGUCAAUACCAGCAAAUGAGAUUCAAAUAGUAUCAUUUAACUUUUUAGAUUACAUGAAGUAUUAG